This is a messenger RNA of Penicillium soppii, 462 nucleotides long. RefSeq lists its product as uncharacterized. Lineage: Eukaryota; Fungi; Ascomycota; Eurotiomycetes; Eurotiales; Aspergillaceae. The coding region runs from base 1 to 462 and encodes 153 amino acids. Gene Ontology annotation, molecular function: translation initiation factor activity. The transcript has 3 exons. Gene Ontology annotation, biological process: translational initiation. The record is from RefSeq and is a predicted model, not a curated record.
AUGCAGCUAAAAUCAUCUCCAUGUGAUGCCUCCAUCCUCAAGAAAAAGAAGAAGAAGAAGAGCAGCAAGCCCAAGGAAAACUCCAAGCACUUCAAAGCCAAGCUUGCUGAGGCCGGUGUUGCCGAGGAGGAUGGCAAGGAAAGCCACGAGGAAGUGCCAGAGGGCGACCCCGGGCCCGGUGCUGAUCAUCACUUCUCUCUCAUUCAGAAAAACAAUCCCGACAUGAUUCCUGGCAGCGGCAAGUCUUACAAGAUUCCAGCUCCCCAGUGCUUGCGUGAGGGUAUUCGUAGAGCCAUUUUCGCCAACAUUGCCGAAAUCUGCACACACAUGAAUCGGAGAUUUGUUUCCGUCACCCAGCUUACCGCUAUCGAAGAGCACUGCAGGUCCUUCUCGUUCGCUGAGUUGGAUAAUAGUGGUAGUGUCGACGGCUCACGUCGGCUGAUAAUCAAGGGUCGACUCUAG